GUGUACACACAAUUCAAGCAGCUCUUUGAACAAUGGACUUUAACCGAAUUUGAGGCACCCCAGUUGGAUGCCCAGCAGCCAAGCAACAGCAACAGCAACAGCAACAGCAAAUGGUCGCACUUCAAACGACAGUUACGUAACUUUUUCGAGCAAAUACAUGCUUUGGAGCAGAAAUUGGCAACGAUAUUCGUGCAGGCGUACAAAGACUGCCAAAACUGGGAGCAAUUAACAAAGCUAACUGUAAUGCUUGGCAGUGGCAUACUCGAACGUCGCACUAUUCUACCGGAGCUACGUGUCAUUGAUUCGCAUCUACUUCAUAUCUAUAGCGAGGAGCUACACCAGUUGGAAAGCUCGGUACUUGAAACGCUGCUGGAAUUCGAAUAUCGCGGUGUAUCUGCAGUACCUAUACAACAGGGAUUCCCGCCCACUGCCGGUGCUCUAAUGUGGCUGGAACAGCAUAUGCAACGCAUAGACACGUUGGCAUCUCGUGAAGUGCAUCAGUUCAUGAAGAAAAUGCUUCACUCUGCUGACAGCGAUACCGAGGGCAGCGAAGCAAUUAGUAACAACACUAACAGCAACAACAUCCCCAUUAACACAGAAUACAACGCAGGUUAUUGGAGUCGAGGUGUGGCCGCAGAGGAGACCGCUAACAUAGUGGACGCCUACAGACGACUAAACACACGACGCGAUAUUUUAACAACAAAGCUGAGCAAUUUGCAGUUGAAAAUCUGGCACAAUUGGCAGCAGACAAUAGGCAAAAGGAUUGCCAAAGGACUUGACGCACGUGUGAUGUCCCUCGACAGCAAUGGCGAUGGCAAUGGCAAUGGCAAUGGCAACGGCAACGGCAACGGCGGCGGUGCGGGCAGCAGCAGCAAUGAUCAUUUAGGCGGCACAAGAGCAAAUUACACCUUUGGCGCAAAUUUUCGAAGUGCAAUCACCGCAGCGCUGACACAAUCGCGGAAAGCGAACAACAACAACAACUACAGUGAUUGCAGCAAACAAAGCCACAACAACAACAACAGCAACACCAAAGACGAACUAAUGACGAAAAAAGCAAAAGCAAAAGCAAAAUCACUGCAAAUGAAUUUCUCGCCGGAUUUAUUUGGACUUUUACAAGAGGCCAAGUAUUUGCUGGCAAUGCAGCUGGCAGGCAAUGUGCGACGUGGCAGUAACUGCGGCAUCACCGACAUUAAUGUCAACAAUCUAACUGCGAAUAAUGCUGGCGGCGUCAUGCCAAUCACGCAGUCCCAACCAGUGUCAGAUAGGCGUUUGGUGGCUGAAGCUGGAGCUGGAGCUGGAGCUGAAGCAGUUGCAGCAGCAGCAGCAGAUGCAUUAGUUGCUCAGCAACAACAAAGGCUAUAUGCUUUGGAUAAUAUUUUACUGGACUUGUAUGCCGAAAGGGAUGCGUUUUGGCAACGCAAAGUGAAACUCAUCAAGAUCGGUGAAUUUUACAAUGGCAUUCGCGGUCUAGCUGCUGAUGAGGACUGUGAAGCUGGUAUCAUUGGCAGCGCUGCAGAAUUGCAACUUAUACGUCAUGAAGUGGACGCAAUCGACGAACGUGUAGAGACCGCAAGUGCUACACUCACAUGGCGAACAUAUGAUACGGCUUUGAUGAAUGAAAUCUAUGAAUGUUCACGACAACUCUACAAUCGCCUCCAGCAAACGCAACACAACUUGUUGUCAAUUGUGCAGAGCAUACGCCGCUGGAGUCGUGAACCGCUUCACCAACGUAAUGCCUAUGGGCGUAACUUACUCGACGUGCAGCAACAACAGGAACGUUUGCGCCAACGACGCAUGCAAUGUGAUGAAACACGACGCCUACUGAAUCGCCUAUUGAUUAUCAAUUUUUGUUUGUUUUUCGACUAUGACCAGCAGGGGUGUGAAGUGGAAGGGCAUGAUGGGCAGUGUAUACAGGAGUUUUUGCGCAAAUUUCCCACAGAUCAACGUCGCAGCUAUAACAAGUAUCUAGCCGAAGUGGAGGCAUUGAUUGAUCGCGAAGUGCGACUAGCUAUAAAAGUCAGGUGAUACAUUUCACUCGUAUUACAUAUCGAAUCAUCUCAUCAAUAUAAAAUCGCAUUCCAUCAUAUCUGUUCAUAACAAAUUCAUAAAUCAUACCAUAUUUCAUCUGGCGCUGAU
Molecule: messenger RNA, 2136 nt
Organism: Rhagoletis zephyria (snowberry fruit fly)
Lineage: Eukaryota; Metazoa; Arthropoda; Insecta; Diptera; Tephritidae
Source: RefSeq, a predicted model, not a curated record